Messenger RNA from Kalmanozyma brasiliensis GHG001, 459 nucleotides. RefSeq lists its product as uncharacterized. The coding region runs from base 1 to 459 and encodes 152 amino acids. Lineage: Eukaryota; Fungi; Basidiomycota; Ustilaginomycetes; Ustilaginales. The record is from RefSeq and is a predicted model, not a curated record. The transcript has a single exon.
AUGGUCCGUCUCGCCCCGCUCUCCUCCCUCACAACGGCCCUCCUCUGCCUCUCCUUCCUCCUAUCGGCAUGGGCACAGACCAGCAGCAUCUCUCUCACCUCGACCGGAACACUCUCCUCGAACACCUCUUCCACUUCUUCCUCAAGCAGAACGACGGAUGCGGCGGUGACGCUGGGUACGCUGCUCACCUUUUCACUGAGCUCGGUUGCGACCUCUUCCACUUCGAGCUCGGGCAACUCGAGCAGUCUUGCGAGUAGCACGUCGAGCAUCUCGAGCACGAGCAUGACGAGUAUGUCGAGUAUUUCAAGCACAACGAGUCUGCCGCCGCCGACGAGCACGACCAGCGCCGCUGUGAAUGCUGCCCUCGCCCCCGGGUUGGCGUGGGAACAGACCCACCUGGUGCUUCCGGCCGCCUCACUGGCCGUCGUGCUCGUUAGCAGUGUCGCCUUCCUUCUCUAG